Molecule: messenger RNA, 3862 nt
Organism: Labrus mixtus (cuckoo wrasse)
Lineage: Eukaryota; Metazoa; Chordata; Actinopteri; Labriformes; Labridae
Gene: sgms1a
Product: sphingomyelin synthase 1a
Exons: 5
Coding region: 299-1528 (409 amino acids)
Biological process (GO): ceramide biosynthetic process; sphingomyelin biosynthetic process
Cellular component (GO): endoplasmic reticulum membrane; Golgi membrane
Molecular function (GO): ceramide cholinephosphotransferase activity; sphingomyelin synthase activity; protein binding
Source: RefSeq, a predicted model, not a curated record
UAUGUUUCCUUUGAACACAGGGGGGCAUUGUGCAGGCAAGAGCUGAUGAGGUGAAGAAAGCCAAAGGAGGAGGCCACUGUUGUUCACCUGGUUUUCUAUCAGCCCUUACCCUGAUCAACCCUGACGCCUUCUGUCUCCCACAUCACUUCAAGAGGAGGCGUGGCUCCCUCUGGGUGCAGGAAACACCAUGUGCCAAAACUGGAGAGGACUCUCCGCUGCAACAUAAACUGCAUAACCUCUUACAAACUUUCGCUAGUACGAGGACUCUCCAAAUCCUCUGCGUUGCCCACCAGCCAAAAUGAAGAAGGUGGCACAAUGGUCAGUGGGCGACGUCUCUGACUGGCUGAGCAAAGAGGGGAUGCCGGAGUACAUAGAUGCUUUACGUGAGACAGGAGGUCUGGCUCUGCUCAGGCUCACAGAGGCCGAUUUCCAGACACCCCCCCUUUCCCUGGUGUCUUCUGAUGGUGGGCAGCAAUUGUUGGAGCGACUGGAGACGCUAAGGAUAGAGACUCACAUUGAGGCUCAUAAAAAUGGGCAUGCAAACGGGCACGCGGGUGGGCUACCGAAUGGAACUACCAAGCCUCAAAGGAAUGGCACAUUGGGGAUAAAGGACUUCAGGAUGGAGAUGGUCCACAUCCCCAUCCCGACAAUUGAGGCCUCCCGCUCCUCAUUCCCUGUAGAAUGGGGGAAGACAGGCAUAGCAUUUGUUUACGCGGUGGUGUGCUUUGUUACGACCACUGUGGUAAUUUCAGUGGUCCAUGAAAGAGUACCGCCAAAGGAGCAUACCCCACCGCUGCCUGAUAAAUUCUUCGACCUGUUCAAUAGGGUGGAGUGGGCCUUCUCCAUCUGUGAGAUUAACGGCAUGCUGCUGGUGGCACUGUGGCUGAUACAGUGGAUGCUCCUCAAACACAGGUCAAUAAUUGGCAGGCGGUUCUUUUUCAUUGUGGGCACACUCUAUCUGUACCGGUGCAUUACAAUGUACAUCACAACUCUGCCUGUUCCUGGGAUGCACUUCAAAUGCUCUCCAAAGCUUCUCGGGAACUGGGAGGCACAGAUGAGGAGAAUAAUGAAGAUGAUUGCUGGUGGGGGCCUCUCCAUCACAGGUUCCCACACCAUGUGUGGAGAUUAUCUGUACAGCGGCCACACCGUCAUGUUAACACUUACAUACCUCUUCAUCAAGGAGUAUUCUCCUAAACGUUUCUGGUGGUAUCAAUGGUUCUGCUGGAGCUUGAGUGCAGUGGGGAUUUUCUGCAUCCUUUUGGCCCAUGACCACUACACUGUGGAUGUGGUGGUUGCAUACUUUAUCACAACGCGUCUCUUUUGGUGGUACCACACAAUGGCCAACCAGCAAUCGCUGAAGGAGACAUCACAAAGUAACCCUUUCUCACGGGUGUGGUGGUACAGACUGUUCCAAUACUUUGAGGAAAAUGUAAACGGCACGGUCCCCCGAAACUAUCAGCUGCCGCUGUCAUGGCGAGCGUUGCAGUGGAACCGUGGUGUGAAGUACAGCCGACUGGACAUCCAGUGACCACUCAUCAUGUCAGCUGGCAGGCGAGGACUUUGACUUCCUUAAGUGCUGUUUUUAGCCGGGUGAAGAUGGCACUGUUAAAUGUAGCGCUGUCCUUUCAACUCUAGUAACAGACACAUCCCUGUCCACAUGGGUAGCACUGUGACCCACCUAGUAUUUUUCUUUCUCCAUUUCUGUACAUAAAUAUAUAUAUUAUUUUUGUUUUUUUCUCUUGUCCUUUCUCUCCUCCGGUAGCUUUGUAAACACAGAGCACUAAUUUAUAUUUGUUUUUCUUUUCCUCUUAAAUGGCUGCACGGCCGUUUCUGCUUUUUGUCAGCAGAGCUUUAAAGCAUUUCAAUAAACUCCUAAAUCGCUCAAACUUUUUGGCCAAAAACGGCCUCCUUUUUUUUUUUCUCUCUGCACAAACCAUAGUUAAUGUCUUCAUCUUUUUCAAGACUUUUAGUGCAAAAAGUGUCAAUCGAAUACUUUUAUCAAAUACUUAUUUGAUAACCAAAAUGCCAUAAGCAUAUUUUCUUUUCGUUUAUUUUUUUUAUAGCUAAUUACUUUUUGUAAACCACCCUUGCUAAAAUGAGUCAAAGGUGCAAAAAAAGAUUUUUUUUAAGUAUGUCAGACUUUAUUUUUCAAAAAGCAAAUGAUGUCCAAGAAAAGAUUUUUAGAUUUUUACCUUUUUCAAGAUGGAUAAGUGAGAGCAUGAGAAUUUAACGUGGUGAAACAUGAAUCCAGUGCCUUCCUUAGCUUGAUUGUAAAACAGUUCAAGUACUAUGUGUCUUGUGUCUCUGUGCUGCGGUUGUAAACACGCCGUGGUACGAGGUGGUACUUAGUCAACACUUUUGUUCCCAUGAAUGUAAAAACAACUAAGCCAGCCUUACUAGAGAAUCGGUUUCUCCCCAAAUUUAGGUGCAGUGAGUGAAAUGUCCAGUUUAUUUAUUUUGAUGCUUUAUGAUGUCAGUUUGGGUGUAACUGGUUAAUACUGUUCUAACAGAUAUAAAGGACUGUUAAUUGUAUUUUUUUAUGUCCAUAACGUUUCAUCUGACCAAUCAGUCGUUGACUAACACCAGCCAUGUUCAAAGCCCAAUCAUUGAAACUGAGUCUCCCACCAUGUCUGCUAGUUUGACUUUACAUCAUGAUAUUAUAGAUGCUAAUUGGAUAAUACAUCUCUCCGUGGCUGAGUUAUACUGGACCUUACACUCUUGUGCAUCAUUGCUGCAUCUCUCACUCAGGAGAUAAUGAGCCCCUCCGCUCUUGUUCCCCACAUUUUGAACUCCUCAUUAUCCUCAUUACGCUCUUCUGUUGUAUCUGUGUUUUGGUGGAGAGAUCUAGAGGGGAAUGUGACACUUCCUUUGAGUAAAGGGAAUGUCAAAGUAAUGAAAACAGAAGCGUCGAUCACACUCUCUGAGCAUGUCUGUCAUGAAUCCGCGCGUGCUUUGUGUGGCUUUUUUUUUCUUGUAUUAAAUCAAGCUGCUACUUCUACAGUUUGAGGAGAACAUAUCCUCUCCAUUUCCUCCUUAAACGGAAACGCCACAAUGAUCCUCUUUCUAGAAGUAGCAAACACUUAGCAUGGAGCCUGUUAAAGGGGAACAAGUGGAAGCAUGAUGCACAGAGCUGGUGAUAUAUUCGGAUACCAUUGAUUUCCAUGAAUGUGAAAAUACGUUUGUAUUAUUAGUUUUGGCUUUUUUUUUUGUGUAACUGACUGAAAGUUGAAAGAAUAAGUAUUGCACAAGUUCAUCUAUAGGGAAAGAUUUAACUGACAAUGUGAAAUGUUGAUUGCAAUAUAAAGCAUUGAGGAUUGAAUUAAAACUGCACUAAGUUUCAGAUUAUACAUAUUCCAAAUGAAUAGUUAUAAUGAUGGUGAUGUAAUUAAUUUCUUUAAACAUUGUCUAAAGAUGAAGGUGAGAAAAUGACAUAACUUUCAUGUAAGCUUAUCGAUCUAAAACCUUGUAAUGCCAACAUGAGUCUUAAUGUUUAAGAUGAAUAACAGCACAGGUUUACCUUCUUUCCUGUAGCAUAGUCCAAUCAUUUCACCUCUACAGAGAACAAUUUUUAAGAGCACAGCAGCAGGUUCCUUAAAUACAGCCAAAUCUUGACAUGUGACAGUGUUUGGAGCAAUGGUUUCUCUUGUACGAGGGGUUUGAAUGAAAGUUGGAGUCGAUGUUAGUCCACUAGUUUGCCAAUCAAGUUUUUUUUGUCUGUAAGAAACGUUUGUUAUCCUGUAUGUUUCUAUUAAAACUCCUCGCCCUCUUUGUCCCCUGUUUGUGCGUAUACCAGAUGUUUGUAAGAUAUCAUAAAGGAUUCUACUUGGGACGCUUUUGAAUAAAAACAUUUUACUAUAAUGUA